This is a messenger RNA of Momordica charantia (bitter melon), 1920 nucleotides long. The record is from RefSeq and is a predicted model, not a curated record. Lineage: Eukaryota; Viridiplantae; Streptophyta; Magnoliopsida; Cucurbitales; Cucurbitaceae.
AUUUUGAAGAUGGGGAAAUUAUCGCCAUCAUUUCGGUCAGCAAUCUCGACGACGAUCUUGAACAAACCGCCUCAACCUCUGGCGGCGGCACCGCCGCUCUUGUCCGGCGAGCCCCGGUCAUUAUCCAAGAAAUUACCUCCCAAACCUUCCCGGAAAAUCCAAUCGGCGCAGAGCUCCGGCCCCCUGGAAAAGCCUAAAACUGCGACGCUCUUCAAAUCUUCCAGUCUCGCAGAUGCCAAGAAGCUCUACAGCUCAUUCAUCGCCACCACAAGAGCUCCACUUGAUCUUCGAUUCUAUAACUCUCUCCUUCAGUCUUACGCUUCAAUCGCCACGCUCAAUGACUCCAUCUCUUUCCUCCGCUACAUGUCCAAAGUUCAGCCUUCAUUCUCCCCCGAUCGAUCGACCUUCCACGUAUUACUCUCUACGUCCGGAAAUGGUUCCGGUUCCUCUCUUGCCUCGGUUCAGCAAAUCCUCAAUUUCAUGGUCUCCAAUGGCUUCAAUCCUGACAAGGUAACCACAGAUAUUGCCGUCCGCUCGCUUUGCUCGGCAGGUCUGAUUGAUGAAGCAGUAGAAUUGGUUAAGGAAUUAUCGCGAAAACAAUCCCCUCCCGAUUCUUUUACAUACAAUCAUCUCGUUAAGCAACUUUGCAAAUCCAGAGCUCUGUCCACAGUCUAUGGUUUUAUUGAUGAAAUGCGAAGUAGUUUUGGUUCAAAGCCCGAUCUCGUUACUUAUACAAUCUUGAUUGAUAAUGUAUGUAAUGGCAAGAAUCUCCGCGAGGCGACACGGUUGAUAAGUGUGCUGGGGGAGGAGGGUUUUAAGCCGGAUUGCUUUGUUUAUAACACAAUUAUGAAGGGUUAUUGUAUGCUUGGCAGGGGCAGUGAGGCAAUUGGAGUCUAUAAGAAAAUGAAGGAGGAGGGAUUGGAGCCUGAUGUUGUAACUUUUAAUACGUUGAUUUUUGGGUUAUCAAAAUCAGGGCGAGUUAAGGAAGCCCGAAAGUUUUUGGACAUCAUGGCGGAGAUGGGUCAUUUCCCUGAUGCAGUUACUUACACUUCAUUGAUGAAUGGAAUGUGUCGGGAGGGUGAUGCUUUGGGAGCAUUGUCGUUGCUCGAGGUGAUGGAGGCAAAGGGGUGCAGCCCCAAUUCGUGCACRUAUAAUACAUUGCUCCACGGAUUGGCAAAGUCUAGGCUCUUGGAUAGAGGGAUUGAAUUGUAUGGUUUGAUGAAAUCGGGUGGUAUGAAGCUUGAAACAGCUUCCUAUGCUACUCUUGUGAGGGCGCUUUGUAGGAGCGAUAGAAUUGCCGAGGCAUAUGAAGUAUUUGAUUAUGCAGUUGAGAGUAAGAGUAUGACUGACGUUGCUGCGUAUUCAACAUUAGAGAGUACACUCAAGUCUCUAAAGAAAGUGAGGGAGCAAGGCCAUGCUAUCUAACUGGUUUUGAUCAACUUCGACCAACGUUUGGUUGGCCAAUGUAAAAGUGGUCCAGCGAAAACUUUGUUCAGCAAAGCAUCGCAUUAUGCAACCUUAACCAGACUGUGCAGAGGUUCCUUGUUUGAUUAUCCCGGCUCAAGCAUUGGCAGAGGAGUAUGGACCCAAUUUGGAAAGUCUUAUCGUUGAUAAGCUUAGCUUAGCGGCGGAUAAAGUAUUCUUAUGAAGCAAGAAAGAUCAUGGACAAGGCUGUACAGCUUAUUGUGAUUAUAUUUUGGUUGGUAAGGUAACAGGAUCUUGAAAUUUAACUGCCAAAAAUUGAAAUCUGAAGCUAAAAUAUCCUGAUCAGACAUAGCCUGACAUUGUUUGGUAGAUUGUUGAGUAAAAGAAUUUUUAGAAACUGUUGGUGAGAACUGUGAAAUGAAGGGUUAUCGUGCUUAAUUUUAACAGAUCACAAACAAAACAGCAAGCUCUAGAUUCUUGGUGAUUCUUGGUCAA